AUGCGUACUCAGAAUAUCAGGGCCGACACGAUAGACGCGGCUGCUGAAGAAAUUCUCCGAGUGCUGAAGGAAAAGACUAAUACUACCAGAACCGUCGGUAGCAGAGACAAUGUCUUCUACUUCGACGGCUGGGACGGGCUGGGGGCGUCCGCCGUCCUCCGAGCCAUCGCCCAACGCCUCUCCACAACUUCAGCAGAUGGGAAGAGAGCUCUGGCCGAACUGGAGUUUGAUCAGGUCAUCCACAUUGACUGCUCGAUGUGGGAGAGCAGGAGAGCGCUUCAGAGGUUGGUCGCAGAGCAGCUGAGGCUCCCCGAUCAAGUGAUGGAGUUGUUCGACAGGCAGGACGAGGAGGAUGAUUUCCGCGGGGUGGCCCAGGGCUCCCGAGCUGAGCUACAGCUUGUCAGGGAGAUGUAUCAACACAUACAGAACCGCAGAUUCUUGGUGGUUUUCCACAAUGGAAGCAGCGAGGAGAUUGAUCUAGCCAGUUUGUGUGGCUUCCCUCUGUCCGGGUACUCGACCAGCAAGGUGCUGUGGACAUUCCAAGGGAGAUUCCGACUCAAACCUCGGACGAAAGUUGACAUGGCCAUGAAGACCGCGGGAACAACUGACUCUUUUAUCUCGGCAGACCCAUACCAUAAAAUGCGAGAGAUCUGGCCCUACCUUGUACUCCAAGAGGCUGCGGAAGUAGUUGCGGCAUGCAAGGUCAAAACUGGGUCUGCCGGCAUUAUCGAUCAGCCCGAACAAGUGGUCGAGUGCUUCCUGUACAUGUGGGAGCUGUGUUGCAUAAGCAGACAGUGGAUUGACUAUGAUUUGGACACCCACAUCACCAACUACUGGGUAUGUGAUGGCGUCAUACAUCAGCAGCUACAACAGGGACAGAGAGAUGAUGGGUUGUGGCGAGCUGCUGAUUCUCUGCAGUUUGAGAUGCCACUGGAUGCGGACUACCAUCAAUAUUUGCUCUCCCCUCAAUAUUUGCUUUCCCCUCACAUAGCAACGAUUGUCAAGAGCAAGCCAUUCUGGAGUUCACCGACUUGUGGGUUUACUCGGAUCUCGGACCGAGCUAUUCCAAAUGGAGGCAUGCUGCAACACUAUGCUGACAAGCUUAGUGUUCUCAAGCUCUCAGGCUGCACCUUUGAUUUUCAGGCACCUCCAUUCCUCUGCUGCCAAAGCCUCAGGUUUCUGUGGCUUGACCAUUGCCAAGGAACCAAGACAAGCACAGAUCGAGCGGGAAAGGAGGACGACAUCCGCCGGUGCUUUCAGAGGCUGUGGGUGCUCGACCUGCGCUACACAGACUGUGAUCAGAUAUUGUCUGCGCAGAUGUUGGCUCUCAUGACCCAGCUCAGGGAGCUAAAUGUGAUCGGAGCCAAGGGAUGGGACAUGGGCCAGCUACAGGGACGAUUGCCUAACAUCCGCAAGCUCCGAGUAAAAAAGUCUCACGAUGUCAGAUGCAGUUGCUCGGAAAAUGAUCUGUUCUCGGGGAUGAACAAGAUGGAGCAUCUUGACUUCUCAGGAAACUAUACGACUUACGAUGGUUCCAGUCUCAUGAUGAGCUUAUUUGGCCCAGGGGUAAGCAGCAAUGUUAGUUGCCUUGAGACUGUCGUCAUUGUUGACAGAUGUGAUGUGGUACAACAAAUCUCCUUCCGCGGAUGUACUAAACUGAACAAUCUACUCUUGGGAGGAUGGAUGGUGCUCCACACCCUAGACAUCUCAGGCACAGCAGUGAAAACACUAGAUCUCAGUACACCAUACAUCCCGAACCUUUAUGAGCUCUAUCUACUUGACUGCGAGAAGCUUUGUGCAAUCCUGUGGCCACCGAAAGAGCAAAUGAAACAAGAAGGCUUGGGUAAGCUGUGCAUUGACACCACGCAGUCAGCACCCACUGCCCAAUCGAGAGAAGAAAACCCCAAGAGGGGAACUAGUACUGCUACUACAAGAACAUCAGUAGCACCUGCAGCUGCACCACAUGGCAGUCGGCCGAGCAGUGAAUUUGAUUGGCACAUUUCUGUACGGGACGCAAGGCUCCUUGGGUCCCUGGAGCCUGUCUACUCUGAUUCCCGCAAGGCAUAUGUGGAGAUUUCCUCUCCUCCUCAUCCUACCGUUGUUGGUGGUGGUAGCAAAGAUGAAGGAAUAUUCAAGAGCGCAGGCAGUCGUGAGCAGCAAUUGGUGGUAAACUUGCAGCGUCAGCCUGUGCCUGCAGUAUACACAGAUAUCUCCGUGGACCGCCUACAACAAGCUAGUGAAGGCGGUGGUGAUACUCUGGGAAUCAUGUGGAUGUGGCCUUGCCCGGAUGUUCCUGAUCUUCCAGAAAAGAGGUGCUACAUGCACAUACAAGACCAGAUAAAGACAAAAUUACCUCCAGGUGGUGAAGAGACUAGUACUAUUACUGUCCCAUGGUUUGUAACUAAGUCUGCUAAGAUCCUGCAUGUGCACGAUAGCCUGUCCAUCACUAGUAUCACUUCAUAUCAAUAUGAUGGUUCAGAAUGGCCUGACCUAGAGUGGUGCAGAAUCGAGAGGUGUCCCAAUUUGGACUUUGUCUUCAAUCAUGUUGAAAACUUUGACUUUACUUAUCAGCUGAGAAUAUUCUGGGCAUCCCAACUCCUAAAGUCACGCUAUAUCUCAACAUCAAAUGGAUACCGUAUAUUUCCGCACCUGACUUUGCUGCACCUGGACUUCUGCCCCAGGCUUAUACACAUACUCCCUUUGACCAUGGGGUUGGUUCACGGGGAUGAGGACAGCUUGCGCCUCCUGGAGACCCUUGAGAUUGCAUGGUGCGGUGAUCUCAGGGAGAUAUUUCCUUUCCAAAGAGGCAAGCCAAAUCCCAAAGACUUCCCCAAGUUGAAGAGUAUCCACCUGCAUGAGCUCCCUUCACUACAGCAAAUUUGUGGGGUUAGAAUGUCUGCACCGAAUCUUGAGACAGUCAAGAUCAGGGGCUGUUGGAGCCUCAGGUGCCUUCCUGACAUUGGCCGCAACAACAAGGUAGUGGAGUGCGACUGCGAGAAGGAAUGGUGGGACAGGCUGGAGUGGGAUGACCGCUCGCAAGCGGACAACUACAGACCCAUCCACCCACGGUAUUACAAGAAGACCAUGCUCAGGAGCAGUGUGCUCAGGUGA
Miscanthus lutarioriparius is the source of this 3111-nucleotide messenger RNA. Lineage: Eukaryota; Viridiplantae; Streptophyta; Magnoliopsida; Poales; Poaceae. The record is from the annotation of a GenBank genome assembly.